AGUCGUUUCAGGGGUUGUUAGAUGCUGCAUGGUAAUCACAGCUCAUCAAUAGCAGAAUACGGUCACAUGUUGUCGAGCAUGAUCCAACAGGAGACAAAGACAGAAGAGAUGUUGUGGUACUGCGCAUCUUGGCUUGGAGUCUGCUUGGCGACCAAAACCAAAGACAACCUCUGGGUAUUGCUAAAGCAGUGCAUGUGCAACAGUUUUCUACCAAAAGCGUCGUCAACAAGUUGUGCUAGUUCGCAUUCCCUCUCACAGGACUCGAACCUAUCGAUGGAUUACAGAUUACAUUGAUUAAGAGUUUUACUAAUUCUAAGGUGAAAGUGAUCAGGAAACGCUGAAUCGAUAGUGAGCCUAAUGCAGCACAGUCUCAGGGAGAUGAAUUGUUCAGAUUGUUCAGUAUUCUUGCUCGGAAACUACUACACGCAAAGCCGAAAUCCGAUUCGAAUUCGGUAAGGAAUUUGCGUUUAGUAGGUGCUUUUUGUAGCUUGAAACUAAAUUGACCAAUUAAUCUAUACGAAUUCCACUGCAGAACACUUAAACCAGAUUGUGGAAGCUUAUCGUAUGUAUUUGCAUUUUUUCUCCUUCCCUGGGGAUCUGGAUGCGUAUGUACGGCUCUUGGCAUUCCGUGUUACUUCCGUGCGUGUCUAAUCCUCUGCAGGUGUGCAUUCAGCGUUGAUCUUUAAACCAACAAAAAAAAAACAAGUAAUUUGAAACUAAGUUGCCGAUCGAUCGAAGCCUAGUGCCAGUGACUGCAGUGUUUAGUGUGCAGAAAAGCGCCAUAUCCGUUCUGACCUUUUACCAAUAAAUACGAUUAUCGACUUUUCGCGUUCCGUUGUUGUGUUUGGCACUGGACGAUUCGUGGCUGAAGCAUACCGUGCGACGGAAAUUUUCCAACCGUGUGUGACCGAUAGGAAAUGAAUCCUGUUUUUCUGAAGGGGUUUCCCUCUUUUCAGUCGUACCAUUGUUGUCGAGUGCAUGUCAAGUGAAUUAUCGCGGUCGACGUUUAGUGUCCGACGGAAAAUGGUUAGUCUACUGCUUUGCCAUCGUUGUUUCGGUAGAUUUUUGCUAGUGGCAGUAACGGCUAGCCCGGGGCCUGUAAAUCGUUAAAAACGUGCCCUAGGUGUAAAAACAUUACAAAACGGACAUACCAAUCAUCGUGGCUUUGGUGUUACUAAAGCGAAUGUGUUUAUGUGGGUGAAUUUUGCGACACAGCAGAAUCGUGAAUUUUUGUACCCGUGUCGAAGAUGGGAACUGAAACUGCCUGCGGCAGCUAUUUUAACGGUCAAUCCGGAACAGCCGGGACUGGAACAGCGAGUGGUGCUUCCGAGAUGACUAAUUAUUAUCAAAUGAACGGUGGAGAAGGAGCACGCAACGUUGCGAAUCAAUCAGAGGAUGAAAUGGUACAGAGUACAAGCGGUUCCGAUCAGACGGAGUCUGAGAUGGAUUUGCGUCAACAAGAUCAACAAAGACAUCACCAAAACAGCGAGUCACCUCGGCAUUCGUCCGGAAAUAACGUGUCCAAUCCGUGGUCCAUUUCUCAGCAGAUUCAGAAUCACAUUAACUCUAAUCAUUCGAAUCACUCUCGGCUGGAACGAUCCAACUCGCUUACCGCAAACUGGACUUUUCCUUCGUAUCAAAGACUCUACAACGAGAAUCAUUAUGGAAUUGCUAUAGCUGCUGCAGUGCAGCAGCAACAGCAACACCAUCCCGGCAUAACUCAGAACAACACAUCCCAAAACUCUGGGAUGCAGCAACACGGUAAUGCAUCGCAGCAGCUUCAUCAUCAUCAACAACAACAGCAGCAGCAGCAGCAGCAGCAGCAACAGCAACAGCAACAGCAACAGCAACAUCACCAACAUCAGCAACAACCACACCAUCAACAGCACCACCCGGCCCACCUUCAACAUCAACAGCAGCAGCUUCAACAACAUUCAAACCAUUUGGCAGCGAUUGCCGAAAUAAAUCAAAACGGGCCGCCGCAGUUUUCGAAACGAUUUUACUAUCCUUCAGGUUAG
Sabethes cyaneus is the source of this 2018-nucleotide messenger RNA. Its product is annotated as putative cyclin-dependent serine/threonine-protein kinase DDB_G0272797/DDB_G0274007. The coding region runs from base 1248 to 2018 and encodes 256 amino acids. The record is from RefSeq and is a predicted model, not a curated record. The transcript has a single exon. Lineage: Eukaryota; Metazoa; Arthropoda; Insecta; Diptera; Culicidae.